AUGGCCCCACUCCGCAACAUCACCAUCGUUGGCGCCUCCGGCAACGUUGGCCUGCCCAUCACUCUCGCCCUCGCGGCAUCGCCCGCGAAGUUCGCAUUGACGGCCCUCACCCGUCUAACUUCCAGCCCUUCACCACGUCUGCCUCCAUCGGUUCGUAUCCUACGGGCCGACUAUAAUGAUAAGGCGGCGCUCGUGGAGGCUUUCCGCGGCCAGGACGCCGUUGUCUGCACCAUAGGCUCCACUAGCAAUACCCUGCAAGAUACGUUGAUCGAUGCAGCAGCCGAGGCGGGCGUGCGCCGUUUCAUUCCGAGCCAUUUUGCUUUCGACCACCUGGCAGAAAAGGAUGGGUUGCCGCUGAGUGAGAUAAUACCUGUCGGAUCGCUGAAGGAGGCACCGGUCAAGAAGAUCGAGGACCUGAGAGCAGCGGGGAGUAAAAUGGAGUGGACCGCAGUCGUUACGGGGCCGUGGGUCGACUUUUUCGUGAGUACCCCAGACUUCCCCUUCUGGGAUGUGCAGAGUCAAACCUUUGUGAAGUUUGACGACGGCACGUCUGCAUUUGACUGCUCGAGCUUGGCGCAAGUUGGAAGGGCGGUCGUUGCAGUGUUAUCCGCGGAGAACUUCGAGAAAACGAAAGACCAGUACGUGUACAUACGCAGCGGACGGUUAACGCAGAACCGGGUGCUGGAGAUCCUGGAGAAGGAGAGCGGGCAGAAGUGGAACGUGGUGCCUAAUCAGGCGUCGGAAUUGCGAGCGCACGGUGCCGCGUUGUGGGACAAGUUGAUGAAAGAGGAGGGAAAGACGCCGGACCAGCUUACGGACAGUCCAGAGUAUGGGAUGGCGAUCGGAAUGCUGGUAGGGUCCAUCAUCCUCGGCGGGUGGGUGGUAUUUGAGGAGAAGGCGAAGCGGUGGAUGCAGGAGCUGGGCCUGAAGGAGGAGGACCCCGAGAUAGUCGUCUCGAAGGCUAUCAGAGAGGCGAUGGCAGCGUAG
This is a messenger RNA of Cyphellophora europaea CBS 101466, 987 nucleotides long. RefSeq lists its product as uncharacterized. Gene Ontology annotation, molecular function: oxidoreductase activity. NCBI's taxonomy places the organism in Eukaryota, Fungi, Ascomycota, Eurotiomycetes, Chaetothyriales, Cyphellophoraceae. The coding region runs from base 1 to 987 and encodes 328 amino acids. The record is from RefSeq and is a predicted model, not a curated record. The transcript has 2 exons.